AUGGACAACAGACUGAGAAGUACGAUUCUACCAACAUUCAAUGGAGAUGACAAACGUUAUCCUUUUUGGAAAAAGCGCAUAGAAAAUUAUUUCAGACUAGAUGACUUACUUUAUGCCUUUGAGAGAACUCCGUUGGAGGAGGAAAAUGCUUCGCCUGGUAUCAAUGCUUCUCAACAAGCAGAGAACCAUCGAAAGGCAAAAAUGGCUAAGCGACUUAAAGAUGAUUUUCAAGUUGUUAAUGACUUGAUGUUGUGCUUGAAUGAUGAACCCAUGGGGCAUGUUUUGAACUGUGAAUAUGCCAAAGAUGUGAUUGAUACACUUGAUGAAGUAUAUUUGCCCAAAGGUGUGAAUGCAAUGCUUGGGCUGCGAUCACAGCUUUACUUACUUAAAAACAGAAAAUUCAAUACUCUAAAAGAAUUAUUUUCGACACAUGAAGACUUGGUCCGGCAGCUUAAUCUGAUGGGAGAACAAGUUUCUCGCCAAGAACAAAUCAAUACCCUUUUGGCUGCUAUUCCUGAAAAGUUCAGUCAUAUUUUGGGAGCUCUUGCAGUUAUGAGAAAAGACGACGUGAUGAAUAUGACUUUGCUUCAGGUUCAGCGCAUAUUCAUUGAUGCUGACAUCAGUGUAUCCGAAUCAGUUGAUCAGCAACCAGUGGCUUAUAAAAUGACGAAUGGUUGGUGGAAGGAAGCGAAUUCAAAGCAGCAGCAACAUCGCAAAAUGCUGAGGUGCCACGAGUGUGGCAAACUUGGUCACAUACGCCGUUUUUGCGAUGAGUAUUGGCAUAAACCACAGGAGACAGCCCAUGUGACGACAAACACUUCAAAGUAUCACCAUGAUUGCAUGAUGCGUGUGCCAUUCAGUCUUAUGGACACAGACACGCAGAAUCGUGUCGGAGCGAAACGACAACGAGCCGGUCAUCCCUGGCUUAAUCAGUUGAAGGAUGGUAAUCAAAUUCGGCAUGAUGAGGAGCAGGUUAAGAAACAGAGAAUCUGCGGUGAGCCCUUUUGGGAACUACCGGUCGCCAUGUCAGUGUGUACUCCAUCCAACUUCACCAAGGAAUCAGGGGAAGAUAUUUCUCAUGAAAGUGAAGCUUCGAGAGAUUUGAAUUCAUCGAAAGGUGAAAUAACAAAGGAAGCAAUACGUCGCAGCUGUUCAUCAGAAGAUGAUAGUUCAUCGGUAGAUGAUUAUAUAGGUUCAUCGUUAGAUGAUGUUGGUUCUCCAGAAGGUGAUGUUGGUUUGCCAGAAGGCGAUGUUGGUCCACAAAUAGCUGAUUUUGGAGGUUCAUCGUUAGAUGAUUAUGGUUCACCAGAAGGUGAUGAAGGUUCAUCGAUAGAUGAUAAUAGACGCUCAUCGUUAGGUGAUUAUGGUUUACCAGAAGGUUCAUCGACGGAUGAUGUCGAUGGUUCAUCGAUAGAUGAUUAUGGAGGUUCAUCGAUAGAUGAUUUUGGGUCACCAGAAGGUGAUGUAGGUUCAUCGACGGUCAAUGUCGAUGGUUCAUCGAUAGAUGAUGUAGGUUCAUCGACGGAUGAUGUCGAUGGUUCAUCGAUAGAUGAUUUUGGUUCACCAGAAAGUGAUGAAGGUUCUUCGAUAGAUGAUGAUGGAGGUUCAUCGACAGAUGAUGUCGAUGGUUCAUCGAUAGAUGAUUAUGGAGGUUCAUCGACGGAUGAUGUCGAUGGUUCAUCGAUAGAUGAUUUUCAUUCACCAGAAGGGAGUAGAGGUUCAUCGAUAGAUGAUGGUUUACCAGAAGGUAGUAAAGAUUCACGGCAAGGUUGUUCAUUGGAAGACGAUAAUGGUUCACCAGAAAGUGGAAAAGGUUCGCCAAAAGGCGAUUUGUCGAUAGAUGGCAACCGAGCUUUUUCGACAGAUGACAACCGAGGAUCGUCGAAAGAUAAUAACAGGGGUUCGGCCGUGAAUUUUUGCGAAGAAAUCCGUUCAAACGCAUACAGAUCUUUUCUGGGAUAUCUGGCUUCAAAGAUAACAACAGAUACUUGUUUUACUUUAAAUUUCUCAAGUCAAUUUCAGAAUGAUCCUCGUGAGCCCCACUGGACAGUUCUCAGCCUUCGUUAUCAUCAGGGAGCCAAAACGUUUGGUGUUGCAUACCAUCGAGACAAGGAUACCAAACCGUUGGCAGGAUAUGCCGAUGCUGACUAUGGCGGCGAUGUGGACGAUAGGCACUCCAUUUCCGGAGGUAGUGAAACCUGGCUUGGCAACCUGGAGUGCAGCGAAGCAAUUUGGUCGAACUAACUUCAACCGAAGAAGAGCUGAUUGCUGUGUGUGCAGCGGCCAAGAGGAGAAUAUAGUGUAGGUAACACAGAAGAACAAAACACAUAGAUGUAAGGAAUAUUUAUAUUCAAGAAUUGCAAAGAGAGCAAAAGCUCAUGCUGGCAUAUUUCUUUUAAAGUGAGUAAAUAGAAGAAAUCAUUAGGAGCUUAAGUUUCUAGAAAUGUUAAAUAGUUUGAAAUUGAAGAAAUGAGGGGAAGUGUUGAAAUUAGCAUUUCUUAAUUUCAAAACCAUUUUACUCUCAGUGUAGGAAAAUGCUGUCAGUGCCAUGCUGGCAGUGACCACGUGGCCCGAGUUGUUUACAGGAGUUAAAGAGCCAACUGUCAGAGAGGUGGCGGGAGUAUUGAGAGUGCUCACGCACACAGAUGCACUGAUGUGCGACCAGGCUUAUGCAUCGAUAGAGUAGUUAGGUCGCCAUGCAUUUAGUGGCAGGCAUGGCUCAUGCAGUUUUCAAACAGAUUGAUCGAUUAAUUCAUUCAGGCGCUCACGCUGUUAUGCCAGCUUACAUUUGGUAAGUCAAAUAAAUGUUCUAAACCAGAACAGUUUUUGUAGAGAGUUUUUCUCUCUGAAAGAACUCUCGUGUUCCAAAGGGUCCUGGGACAAAUAUUUCUGGUGGAGGUUUCCACAAUAUUUGUUCCAUUCUUGGAUCGUUGAUGUCCACCUUGGUUGCCUAGAAAGGCACUUGUAAUGAUUACGUCUGGUGGAGAUUUCCACAGUAAUAAUUACAAGAAGUUUAGGUCGGACGGUCCGGGCAUCCACUAACACUCACAUUUUUUUAACAGUUGGAUCUACCCUAACCAAGAUCCCGACUGUUUCGAUUGCCCGCGCCGAAUUUUCCAGUAUGGAGUAAGAGAUUCUUUUCCUCACCAGAAUUGCUACUCCUCCCCCUCGGGUGGCUUCCGGUGAGUCUCGAUCUGCUCUAACAACAGAGUAGUUUUCGUGGUACAAUGAGUUGUUGAGCUGUAGCCACGUUUCCGUGAUUACAGCGAUGUCUAUUUCGUGGGUUUCAAGAAAGUGAAAACAUUCCAAAGUCUUGUUCCGGAUGGAACGGCAGUUCCAAUUCACCAAUUUGUGCGAUCCACGGGUGGCCAUUGUAGACGUAUUUGAUGAUUAGUUCGCUGAGAGCAAGAAAUUGCAUUGCCUUGGAUUGGCAGUUCGAGAGACUGUGGAACAGCUGACGAGCAAGACACAUAAACUCUUCCACGGUGAACAAAUUGGGGGACCCGGGCAGCGAGUUUCCCUGGACGAUCUGGGAGUACGAAAAGUUAGGGUUUGUUAUGCUGCCUAGCAGUUGGCUGAUGUCACCACUCGCUCCUCUGGGAGCAGAUACAGGUACUGUGGAAACCUUCGCACGGUUGUUCCCGAGGAUCGGUCUCGUCCUCUUUUUGGCCUUCAACUCCUGCAAAUACUUGAGGCGCGUAGGGCAACCCUUGAAACUUGCUGUGUGGUUCUGACUGCAGUUUGCACAGCGGAUUAACGAGCGGUCCUUGCUGACAGCGGAGAGUGCAUUCCGACGUUUGAUGUCGUUCGCCACACUUGACGCAUUUUGCCUCCAGAUGGCAAUUUCGCAUCCCGUGUCCGUAUUGCUGACACCGAAAACACUGCACGACGUCGGCCUUCUUUUUAUAAUAGUACCUCCACCACACAAUGACGUUGAACAGGGAAGUAACUUUUUGGAGGUCCUGUAGUUUCACGGCUCCAUUCGAAAACUGUAGCAGGUAUAGUGCGUAAUCACCAUGUUUCGAUGUUGCUAGUUGACGGACACUGGCCGGACGAACAUUCACUGCCGCAAGCUCUUGCGUCACUUCUUCAACCGGAAACACCGGCAGGCCAGAGAGAACUAUCUUCACAGGAACUUGGUCACUGGUUCCGUGCGUGUAGAACUGAGUUCGCGAAGCUUCCAGAGUGUUCACUAUUUCAGUAAAGUGUGGCUUAGUUUUCACUUUAAUCCGAAUGUUAUUUUUCCUCACCCGCAGGUGAUAUGUCAUUUUUCGCCACUGUCGUCGUAGAAAUUAUUCGAUUGAGUGUCGGAACACUAGAACCGUAUACGAAGAUCGGCGGGCAUCUCACUUUUGAAACUGAACUUUUCACACCGUUACUAUUUGCAUCACCACUAGUACACUCUCUAGCCCACUGUGCAGUGGCAGAAGCACCGCCAUCGCCAUUGUUGAUAUCCUCCCCGGAUAAAAAAUUACCAUUCAUUACAUGGUAAAUAUUAUUAACAAAUGACUGGUUUUAUUGUUCACAAUAAAACACAUAGUAGAUAUAUUGUUGCUUUUUACAAUAGAAAUCAAGCCCAUAUAGUUCGUACAAUAAGUGAACAUUAGCUUUAUUAGUGACUAAUUGAUUCGAUUGUUUUUCAAUAGUUCUAUAAUAAUUUAAAAUUACUAUCAGUAAAAAUUAAUUUAAGUUGUUUUUAAAUAGUUGCAAAAGUGCCUGCAAAGUUCUCAUGGACUUUUUAUGAAAAAAGAGUUUAUUUCUCAAUCACACUUAAAAACAAUUCGUAACAAAUAAAUAACAAUAAGUAUUAUUGUUGCUUGGAUCAUGUUUGUAUGAUCAAAUACAAAAUCACUUGACAUAUUUUUUAUAGUUUUCGUUUUAAAUUUGAGUACAGUAGAUGUUUCGGUUAUCGAAUGUUAUUCGCUAAAACUUCAACAACUGACAGACGUCAAGCCGUGUUGGCAGAGGAAGCUCUCAAUGAAUAACUGAGGAAGUACUCAUAGAAAACUAGCUGAAAAGCAGGUUUAGCCAAGUGAGGAUGUUACGACAAGAAAAAGAUGAACAAUGAUUUUUCUAAUGUUUUCCAAUAAAUUAAAGGAAUCUAGUAAAUAGUAAACUACCAUUAAUAACAAUACAAAUACAAUUAGUUUAAUGGGGUCAAUUGAACCGAUGUUAAAAUAAACAUGCAAUAAUAUUUGUUGUUAUGUAAACAGAUUUCGCCUUUGAAAAACCAAAGAAUUCAUAUUUCUCGGUAACAUUUUUCUCCAGCAUUUACAGAUACUAAUGGCCACAUGAAUUGUGAACGAUUUAUGGCAUGGAUCAUACGACCUGAGGUCUGGCUUGUGAUAUUUGGCAGUUAUAUGAAAAGAUUGAAGAUAGAUCUUAUCAACAGCUGUCAAGCAAUACAUACCAGACAGACAUCAGACUGUUUGAUUCUUAUCAUAAAAUGUGCAUAUCAUUCUGGCGGACGUUAGUGCUCGUAAAUGCUGGAUAUAAAUGUUAGCGGGAAAUAUAAAUUCUAUGGAUUUUCAAAAGCGAAAACUAGUGCUUACAAAUAACAACAAAUAUUAUUGUAUUUUUAUUGUAACAACCAUUCAUUUGACGCCAUUCAAUUAAUUGUAUUUGUAUUGUAAGAACAAUGAAAAAACAUUAAGAUAUAUUGUUAUCUUUUGAAAAUUGCCCCUAAAAAUGUCUCAUAAAAACACAAUACAUUCUAUUGUUUUUCGCGAAAAAGUGUAUGAAAAUUUUCUCAAAAUUUUAUGGUUAAGAUACAUAACGACCACCAUUUUUUAUUGUAAAAAAGCCAUUUACCAUUCGCCGAAUGGUAUAGAACAAUAGGGGUGAUGGUGAGUUUGCCGUGUAAAUUACAAUGCGUUUAAUGGUGAAUAUUUUUCGAAAAAAUGGUGUUGUAACAAUAAAAUUUAUCGUAUUUUUAUGAUACUUUUUAUCAGGCAGAGCUUUCACAUUACCCCUACCCAUGUUUCAUGCACAAAAACGGUUGGCACCCUCUCGAUUAUUUUACUAUCUCAAAGUAUUCUACUAGGGCUGUAAGCUUAAAAAAUAAUUUCAAAAUAAAAAAUAUACUAUUUUUGAGUUACCAACUCAAUGAAUUGCUGUUUAAAAAUAAACGAAGGAGUGCCAUUUUUUACGUAUACAACCCUGUGGUAGCUCUGACUGCAAGCUCACUUGUUCAUAAAAUUUCAAAAUUUGUACCUGUAGGGCGGGUAGAUUUGAGGUUAGGAAAUCACCAUUAUCCCAAAUGUAUACCUCUUCUGAAUCAUCUGAAAUAAAUAGCAGUUGAAGGUAAAUUUAGAUAAAUGGUUCAUUUUUAAUUUUAGGUUGAGCACAAUAAUCACAUAUCUCCUGGAAAUCUUUCAUCAGAUAACUCUAGAAAACUGUUGAAAUGUUAUGGUUUUUAAACCGAUAGAGAGGAUACAGCUCACUUUGAUUGUGUGCUACUGGUUGUCAAGGCGAACCUGUAACAAACUGUCUCUGCAACCAGAGUUAGAAAUUAUACAUUGAUGGUGUGAAGUGUUCCAAUAUCUAAAAAAUCUUAUCAAAACUUCUCACCGUUUGUUGUAAUUUGAAAGAUAAAAUAAUUAUGGUGAGUUUGAUAAAAUAAUCUAUAUAAAUAAAAUAGUUAUGGUCAGUAUUUAUGUGCAAAGGUGGCGGAAAUUAUGAAAACUUUUCAGUUUGCUUUACGAACAGACGCUUUGCACCGCGUUCACUGUGGCUAUCAAGCCGCGUUGGAAGCCGCGUCAAAAACGCGCCGCACCGCGUCGCGUCGCGUGACGCGUCCACUCUGGCCGCAGCCUUAAGCUACCGUUUUUAUCCUACUCAGAAUAAAAGAUUGAAGCACUGUUUGCUUGUUUCUUAUAUUUGUAUUUUUUGGAUGUGAGCAAAAAGAAUGAAAUAAAUCAGUGCUGUAAUAGUUUGUAUUCAAAUUGAAUGGAUUUGUACGCGUAAGAUUACUAAUGGCACCCUGACACCCCAGUCGCUUAAUUUUCAAUUCAACUUAACCAAAUAAACCCAGAUUAUCAUAAGGAUUAGAUUAGAUUUUCAGAAUAUUUUUUUAUUUUUAACUAAAAAAUUAGUUUCAUGAUUGUAUGUUUCGUCAAACAUGUCAUACGGACAUUCAAGCACAGCGACAUGGUGUCCAUGUGGUGACGGAUUAAUUCCUAUAUUUUGUUGUUUGACGAAAGUUUUCUUCCGAUUGUAUGUACCAUGAAAAGCUCAAACGACUGACGUUGGUGAUCGAACGGGCACGAAUUUAUUUUGGCACCAACAAAUCUGAGAUUUGGUGAUUAUUCAGAAAGUGAACCACUUUCAGUUUUGGAAUACAUAUUAAAUAUGUACAAAUUUUGUUAUUCUCAAUAUGUACUGCAUAAAUACCAGUUCUCUUCCAGAAGUGUGUCGAAUACCAAUUUCGAAUUUAUUCCCAAUGUUGAACAGGUCCCCCAUUAGACCACGCGUCGCCUCUGUUUAACAUCAUAUUUUGUAUUUAUUGAACUUUUAUCGACUUUUAGCAUAGCUAACUAGUGUAUUAAAGAGUAACGGACGAAUACAAACCAAUACGAUUUGUAUUUACAAAGUUAUGGUGAUCCAUCCUUAGGUGACCCAUCUUGCCCCGCCCCACCCUACACUAUACAAAUACAAAUUUAAUUCAAAUAUGAAAUUAUUAGUAGUAUUCAAUUUGCGUAUUCAAUUUGCUAAUACAUAGUUCUCAACAUUUGAUGUGCUCUCGUGAUUCUAUUUUCUCUAUAAUUUUCAAUAUCAAUUUAAAAUAACUAAGAAACUAAUAGUGGGAAGUGCAGCAGUUAACAGUGCUUGCUUAGAGAUUCGAAGCUAACGUGUGAUCAAGACGAAAUCGACAAAAACUGACUACUUCGACUUUGACUAACGUAGACUAUUUAUGACAAAUUAGAUAUUUUUACAUUUUUUGACUGAGUGUAUGAAAGGUUUUCUUUAAGCUGAUAGUGCUAGGGAUGUGGACGAAAGACAACUUUCAAAGAUAAUAAAAACAAUACUAAAAUGAGGAUCAACGAAAAUGGACAUAACAAACACAUCGACUAUCUAACAGAUCAAAGGCACACCAAAGAUUACUGAAUUAUAGCAGGGCACAGCAUAAAUAUGAACAUUCUUUAAACCUUGACAUGACAAAAAAAAAAACAAAUACAAAAUCGACCAUAUGACAAAACCGAAACUUUCACACCUUCUACCGUAACCUUCUGAGUCAGUACGCAACAGUGUCUUACUGGACGACAUGUUCCGUGCACGGCUGGUGAACUGCUUCUGAAGGAUUACGUUCUCUAUCCUUUCCAAAGGCCUAGAGAAGUGUCGUUGUCCGCGCAAACGCGAGACUCUUGUGCGCACAGUGAUGGGAGAGGUUUCUACUAAAGACACUGUAUGCUAAAGACACGAAAUCUGAUGAUUGUUGCUGUUGAUGAUGAUUGUCGCGUCAUGACGAUUAUGCUGUCGAGCAAUGCUUUUAAAUCGCGUUUGACAGGUCUCCUGCUCGAUUGGAAUAACAUUGACAGCAAAUUUGGAAUUCCAAUUGGAACAUUUCGUGUCUUUGCAUAUAGUGUCUUUAGUUUCUACGUCCGUCGGCGUGCCGCUAGGAACCUUUCGAAAAAAAAAAUAAAAAAAAUAAAUAUAUAUAUAUAUUAUUAUAUCCUUUCCAAUAUAUAUAUAUAUAUAAGCUAGAAAUCACAAGAAUCUCGAAUCUCGAUCAAACUCACAAACUAGUGAUUCUAAACCAUACAAACACCUCUGCUAAACAGAAUAAUGAAGGAUCCUGGUGAUGCUAUUACUUACUUCUGGAAUAGAACAUCAAUCAUUCUCAGGAAGGUCGACAAAGUGCCAAUUUUGGCAAGACAAUGUUCGACCAAAUUCAAGAUUUGAAUUCGUUCUUCUUAGUUAAGUUUUGCUGGACGUUUGAAACAAUGCAAUUUUAUUUCGUGAUCAAUAAACAUUUUGUUUCGUCCAGCGGUUGACUAGGCCCUACGUUGUGUUAUUUUACUCCCGGGGGACAAGAGGAAUAAUGACGAACUACUUCUUACUGCUGCUUCAGGUAUAUUUGCACCACAGAGAGGCAGUGCUCCUGCUCUGUGGUGGUACGAUUCUUACAACUAAUUACACAUGAAAUCAGCUGCCGCUUUUAUAGUCGGCAGCGAUAGUACGGGCAACAAGAUAACAGUGCGAUUAGCUUGCAGGCUAGCUCCACGCAGCCCAGUUUGACUGUGACAAUAGUCGCUGGGCUGCUUGCUGCUAGCAGUAGAAUAAAGAUGCGUAAACCACUGCUGCUACUGAGGGCGCCUAGACCACUUAUAUUCGAAUCGAAUAGGACAUUUCGGCGAAGUACUAGAUUUGUAGUAAUGAGCUGAAUUUUAGUAUGGUGAGAAGGUCAAUUCUCCGUUUCUGUAAUAAAA
Aedes albopictus (Asian tiger mosquito) is the source of this 9428-nucleotide messenger RNA. RefSeq lists its product as uncharacterized. The coding region runs from base 1 to 2244 and encodes 747 amino acids. Gene Ontology annotation, molecular function: zinc ion binding; nucleic acid binding. The transcript has 2 exons. The record is from RefSeq and is a predicted model, not a curated record. Lineage: Eukaryota; Metazoa; Arthropoda; Insecta; Diptera; Culicidae.